CUACUACCUGAACAUAAUCUUUCUUUUAAUUUCUCUAUUGUAAUCUUCGUAACAUUUUCAUUGUUUUGUCGUAAAUUCUGGUUAGAGGGAAAACUCGUAGAGAAACUCAUGUUUUUGGAAAUGUCACUGGCAGGAUUGUUUAUCCACCAUUUUGUUUUGCUGUCGUCCUCAGAGUUUUUCCUGGUAUCGUGGCCUAUUUUACAAUGAACUAGAUUGACUCGAAUUUGAAAAAAAAUCAUUGAAGCGGACGACAUUUCAUACUCUGGAAGAAAACUGUUUCCGACGAAUUCGAGUUAGUUUUUUUUUUUAAUGAAUGUUCUCGUCAUGGGGAUUUGUGAGAUUUCACCUCGAGUUCUGACCCAACUUUCCUGACUUCUUUGAUCAAAUGGCGAUUACUAGAUAAAACGUACAAUUUUCGCGUCAUUCGCCACGAUGUCAGGUCAGAGUGGAGGGCAUCGCUUACGGUUGUCCAAACUCAAUGAUCAACUAACAUGCAAAUUAUGCGGUGGAUAUUUUAUUGAUGCCACUACUAUUAUAGAGUGCUUGCAUUCGUUUUGCAGGAGUUGUAUUGUGAAGUAUCUGGAAAACAAUAAAUAUUGUCCAAUAUGCGAGGUACAGGUGCACAAAAGUAAACCACUAUUGAACAUUCGUCCAGACCACACUUUGCAGGACAUUGUGUAUAAAUUGGUACCUGGAUGUUAUCAAAAUGAGAUGCGAUGCAGAAGGGAGUUCUACUCCAAACAUCCUGAAGCAUACACUCAGGCAACAUCUCCAGAAGCAAGAGGAGAGCCAACCGAAUCACAUAUAUAUUCUCCGGAUGAAUCUCUUAGUUUGUCAUUGGAAUAUUUCAGUCCAACUAAAGAUGUUAAAGGAGUACCUGUGAAACCUUUAUUAAGGCGAUAUCUUCGUUGUCCUGCAGCAGUAACCAUUUUUCAUUUGCAAAAACUUAUUCGUGCUAAAUAUGGCUUAACCGAUGCACACAGGGUAGACAUAAUGUAUAAGGAGGAACCAUUAUCCACUAGUUAUACAUUGAUGGAUGUAAUGUAUAUUUAUCAUUGGAGGCGGAAAGUGCCAUUGCAUUUAAGUUAUAGGAUAUUUGAAUCUUCUCCUAAACGAAUAAAACUUUCAGAAGAUAACGUCAAUUAUAAAACAUCCUUACUUCAUGCUGGAAUUGAUUCCAUCGACUCAAAAGAAGAACAAUCGCUAAAAAGAGAAUGGAAAGAAGUUCAAUUAAAAAUCUCUGAAACUGGUAUAAUGAGUAUCACGGAUAUAUCAAACCAACAAUUUCAGAAAAGUGCAGGAGUUGAAAACUCAAUUGUUCCAAAAAUCGAAACAAUAGAUACAUCAAUAGCCAACGAUAAUACUAGCGGAAACAACAUAUUUGAGAUUGCUAAACAAAACGAGCAGUCGUCGGGUGAUAUUUCUUCUAAAGUACAUGAACUUGAUGACAAGAAAAAUAGCAAUCAAGUAGAAACCAAGAAAAUUUCAACUGAGGGAACAGAAAAUACGGUAAGCUGUAAAAAUGAAGAAGAACCAAAAAAUCAUUUGGAUAGUACUAAUGUCGAAGACAAAACAGUUUCACAGUCGAAAGAAACUGUACAGUGUAUAGAUGAUAAUGACAAUAGAAAUAAUAUCGAGAAUGAGGAUCAAAAAGAUUCAUCUAGAAAUAACAAUAAUAUUACAAUUGAGGAAACUAAAUUAGAAACAUCCAAACAGAAUUCAAAAAAUGAAAUAAAACUUGUAAAUACCGGAUCUAAGAUCAAUGCUCUAAGCGUAAAGUUGCAGUUUCAACCAAAAAUCGAGCAACUUAAUACUAAUAAUAAUGUGUCUUUGAAGAAAACUGUAAAAGAUAAAAAAAUUAUGCCACAAUCGUCGAAAAAAGCGGAUACAAAGACCACUGAAAAUGUAAAAUCUGCGGAACUAAAAAAUUCUGAUGCUUCAAAAGCACAGGUUAUGGCAAAUAAUUGUGGAACUGCAAUGAAUAAAUCAUUGAUACCGUACUCUACAAAAAUGAUAUCGCAAAAAUCUGCUUUAGAAUCCCAAGAAAGUGCAGAUUCUGAUUCGUCGAUGCAUUUAACCACCACCUCCGUUAGUUCUGAAGCAAAAGAAUCAGACUCUAAUAUGAAAAAAGUGCAACAAACUGAACAAGAUAAAAAUUCUUCUCAAAAAGAUAACGUUUCAGAAAAAAAGACGUGUUCCCAGAAGACAAAUGGACAAACAAACACAAUUUUCCAAAAGAUGCCGUACGUGCAGCUUGAACCACUCACAAGUGAGAGUUUCGGGUCACCUAAUGUCUCCACAUCUCGAGCUGCAACAGUUGGUAAUAAUAUAAAUCCAACCUCUACAUCAACGAUAAGUCAGUCUGUGUCUACGUUUCCUUACACGGUUCAAGAUCUAGUAAACAAUACAGUGUUGAAAAAUUCGUUGAAGAAUUUGACAUCAACGACUCAAAAAUUGUCUGUAGCUACAUCUUCAGAAAACAGCUCAGAAACAACUACAUGUGCAGUAUCGGAAAACACCACAUUUAGUAUGCCUUCUACGAACGUUUCUUCUUCAAAAAGCACAUACUCAAAUUCAAUAAUAAACACUUCAAAGGAAUCAGCAACAAAAGGAAACUUAGAAAUAACUGGUACAUAUUCAGUGCCUCCAUGUCCCGAUGCUAUUCCGAUUUCUUUAAUGAAACCAACUGUUCGUAAAAGCGAAGUGGUUACUAGAGGUUUGAAUAUAAAUGAAAUUUGUGCAAAGAUUGGAGCCUCUGGUUCAAAAAUUGAUGAUAUUUGCGCUAAAAUUGGGGAGAAUUCUAAGGAAAAGAACAAGAUAGAAGUAAGAAGCAAAUCUGAAAUUCCAGAUUUGUUAAAAAUUGGAAGGAAAAAUAGUUCACAGUCUGGAUUGACUGAUUCGUCUGCUAAACAACAACAUCAAAAUAUUCCAAGUGUACCCGUUUAUGCUCCAAAUAGUAAUGCAGUUACUGUGGAAAGUAAGAAUGCUUAUGUAAAUGUGAAGGAUAGUCCAAGAGCUACAUCGCUAGUAUCUAAUUCUCCAAUAGUAACGUCACACUCUUUACAAAAAGUUCCUUCUUCUGUUUCUAAAAAGCAAAGUCAAGCUGUGGGGUAUAAAACGCUUCGUGAUCCUCCGAGAUGCUGGAAUCCUACUCUUUCAAAAAACAAUUAUGUAGCAGUUAAAAAUCAAAGUAAAGAGGCACAAAACCAAUUACAUCAGACUGCACUCUUUGAAAGGAGUAAAACUAUUCAAUCCAAACCUGCUAAGAUCUUCAAAAUGAGAAACAUGCCUAGAUAUUUGGGUAAUCCUGCCUCUGGGGUGAAACCAAUGUACGGGAUUAGUAAUGAGUGUAAAGAAAAAGAGCAGGCAUCGAUAACACCAACAACGACAACAAAUGCAUCAAACAGUUCCAAAAAUGGGAGUCUAAGUAUGAUGAAGAUAGAUCCUAAAACUCUAUCUCCAAUCGUUUCUACAGUUAAUUCACCUAUCGUUUCGCCACCUCCAUAUUCUCCUAGUGCAAGAAGUUACCCGAAUCCUCCAUUUUCAAGAGAUAUUUGUAGAAGUACUGGCUCACCGAUAUCUCCAAAGAAUUCUCCAGUAAAUAUGCUUUCAACAAGUCCUUUUAUACCUUCCCCAACACCAAAUAUGAAUCCCAGAUUAAUUUAUCCUCAUUUUCCACCACCUUUUCCAGAUGCUACCAGGUUUCCAAAUCCUUUAAUACGUUCACCAAUAGGAAUUCCAUCUCCUAGUGCCUUCCAUAGUAGUUUACCACCUUCAAUUAAUAAAUUGUAUCAACGAUCCAGUUAUAUUCCACAGACUACUGGCUUCUCUCCAGUUUCACAACCACCAACAGUCCAGAGAAUACCACCAAGCACUUAUUCUUCACCUAAGUCGCCUAAAACUACCUCUUUAACAGCAAUGUCACCUACGUCUUAUGGUUUGGUUAAACAGGAAACACAAACUGUCGCAACAUCUCUCGAAACUAAUAAUUUACUUCUUCCAAAAAGUUCGUCACAGGAAGAUGUCAGUGCAUUUAAUUUAUCUAAGACUGGGAACUUCUGUAAUGCAGAAACUGUUAAAACAUCAACAGAUAUAGUUCGAAAUUCUAAAUCGACCACUGUUUGUCUUGCUUCAAACAUUGGACAAAAUAAACAUUCAUUAACUGUUACUUCAAAGAUUAAGUUAGAACCUUCACUUAGUACAGGAGAACAAGAACAGAACAAAGAGCAACUAGAAAAAGAAGCUGCAAAAUGUAAAGAAGAUAGUUCAUAUAUUUCAAAGGAACAAAAUAUGGAAAAAAAACAGACCGAUGAAAAUAGUGAUAAUGUAAAUAAAAAAAAGGAGAAAUCAAUUUUUCAGAUUAAUGGACUGAGCAAUGAUAACAAACAAGAAGCAUCAGUAGAAAAAUUCAUGGAACAACAAAGAGAACUGAACGAAACAAAAACUAUGCAAACAUCUGAGAAAACUACUGCGAAACCACAAAUAGAAGAAUCCAAAAAUGAGGAUUGUGAGCGAAAGGAAAAUACAGCAAAAAAAUCUGAAACCCAAGUCAACAAAGUGGAGACGUAAUUUAUGAAUUCAAAAGUCAUUUACCUUGUAUAUUUAUGUACAUAAGAAAGCUUUUGGUUAUUGUUAUA
Megachile rotundata (alfalfa leafcutting bee) is the source of this 4637-nucleotide messenger RNA. RefSeq lists its product as uncharacterized. Gene Ontology annotation, biological process: negative regulation of transcription by RNA polymerase II. NCBI's taxonomy places the organism in Eukaryota, Metazoa, Arthropoda, Insecta, Hymenoptera, Megachilidae. Gene Ontology annotation, cellular component: PRC1 complex. The record is from RefSeq and is a predicted model, not a curated record. Gene Ontology annotation, molecular function: promoter-specific chromatin binding.